GUUUGCUUCCGGAGCAGCGUCGCCCGGUCCACCCUGUCGGAGAACAGCGGCAUCUGGGAGGGAGGAGAAAAGAAACAAGCCGAGAGAAAACGGAGGGGAGGAGAAAAAAGACAGGAGCGCAGCGAGAAGGACGUGAACACACUGGAGAGGAGGACGCUGCUGCUUCAGUAAAGCCCUCCUGAUUGGAUGAAGAGAGAACCACUGACUACCAGUAUGGAUGCACUCAUCUGUAGUUCUCUGAUCUGCAGCUGAGUCUACUGAACCCUGAACUGUGACCAGCGCCAGUCUAUGACUGACCUCCUGUCAGGUGAUCCAUCUUGUGCCACGAUGAUGUCAGUAGAUGUGACCAAUCGUAAUGGCCCUGCUGCCACGCCUCCAACCUCACUUAGCCUUCGCUCCUCACACAAUCAGCUGCUCAGCAGCGAUGUCAUCAAACAGGGCUCCGCCACGCCUCCCAAGUGUCGCAAAAAGUAUGCACUUACCAGUAUCCAGGCUGCAAUGGGCCUUGGAGAAGCAGUGCCAUCUUCACCAUCACCAUCAUCAUCCCCAUCACAGUCUUCAACCCCCAACAAUCCCAAACUAGCCAAGAAUGGAGUCAACCAGCUUCGUAAAGCUGGUCAGGACCACAACAAAAACACGACCGGCCCUGACUCGAUAGAUCUGGAAUGUAAUUCAGAGACUAUAGCAGAUGACCUCAAUGUCAACACAUCACAGGAGCACGACAGUCACACUCUCACCAAUAAUGACCGAGAGGAUGAUGUAAUUAAGUUAGAUGUCGAACUGCACGCAGACGCCAACACUGACGCAGAGCCUGAGCAGAAAACUGAAUCAGACGUGGACUGCAACAUUAACACGACUGUGGAGCUCAAACUGAACGGCAACACAACAACAGACUUGGGCUUUGACUUGAACGUUGAGGCAGAGGAGAGUGAUGACAUUAGCAUUCUGUCUGAAAAGGAAAUAAUGUCAAAGAUGAAGAUUGAGGAAGAUGGAGAAGAGGUGGUGGAGGGGGAGCAGGAAGACGAGGAGAAGAAGCCUUUACUGAUGAUAAAAAGUGAGUCUCCCAUGAAGAACCACAAAGUUUCUGCAGGCGUGGAACUCAUCUCUGACCUCCACUCCAACAUCAAGCUCCUCAAAACAAGCAAGGACUCUUCUGUACCUCCUCCUCCCUCCCAACCACGGCAAGCCAGUCCAGAGGACACGCCCCUGCUCUCUGUGGCCUCCUGCUCCUCCUCUUCCUCCUCCUCUCCAGAGACGAAGAAGGACAGAAGGACCGGCGCAAAGACAGACUGUGCUUUGAACCGCAUCCAGAAUCUGAACCCAAGUGAUGAAGAGCUGAGUUGGACCACCCUGUCCCAGGAGAGCAACUCCCCAGAGGAGACAGAUAUCUGGAGUGAGCAGUCGUUCCAGACAGACCCUGACCUGCCUCCAGGAUGGAAGAAGAUCACAGACAUGGCCGGAAUCUACUACUGGCACAUUCCUACAGGCACCACCCAGUGGGAGAGGCCUGCCACCCGCCAAGCACUCCCUGGACAGACUGAGACCCCGGCCUUGGGCAACCACACAGUCUCAACACCACGUAAACACUCUCUGGGCUCACUCAGCCCCUCACCCACUCCUGACCAUGAGUCGUGUCAGGCAGAGGUCUUCUUCAGGGCGUCAACUCGCUCGGGCAGCACCACCUCCGACAGUUCAGUGGAGCCUCUCUCCUCUCAUGAGCCCACCCUCCCCUCAUGUGGAUUUGUCAACAGCUGCUACUUCCCUCGCUCCACAUCUCUGCAGGGGGUGCCUGAUCAAGAGUGUCGCUCUCAGCAUCACGACGAUGAGGACAAGAAACAGGUGUGGAGUGAAUUUGGCGGAAAGAUUGAUAGUGAGGUGUGGAAGGACCUGCAGGCAGCCACAGUGAACCCUGACCCCAGUCUGAAGGAGUUUGAGGGUGCCACGCUUCGCUAUGCAUCACUCAAGCUAAGGAACCGUCCAGCAGUGGAAGAAGAAGAGUCUAGCAGUGUCAACAGUGACCCAGAAGCAAAGUGUUUUGCAGUGCGCUCUCUGGGAUGGGUGGAAAUGGCUGAAGAGGACUUGGCUCCUGGAAAGAGCAGUGUUGCUGUUAACAACUGCAUCAGACAGCUGUCCUACUGCAAGAACGACAUCCGAGACACUGUCGGCAUCUGGGGAGAGGGGAAGGACAUGUACCUGGUGCUGGAAAAUAAUAUGCUGAACCUGGUUGACCCCAUGGACCGCAGUGUGCUUCACUCUCAGCCAAUCGCAAGCAUCCGGGUCUGGGGCGUUGGCCGGGACAAUGGCAGGGAUUUUGCAUAUGUGGCGAGGGAUAAAAACACCAGGAUCCUGAAAUGUCAUGUGUUCCGCUGUGACACGCCAGCCAAAGCCAUCGCCACCAGUCUGCAUGAGAUCUGCUCCCGGAUAAUGACAGAGAGAAAGAAUGCCAAAGCGAUGGCAGGAGGCUCUCUCCAGGACAGGAUGCAGGCAGGACUAGAUCUCCCUUUACAAGCAGAGUUCCCCACACCAAAGACAGAGCUGGUUCAGAAGUUUCAGGUGCUCUACCUUGGGAUGUUGCCCGUGGCCAGACCAAUAGGUCCAGGAAUGGACAUACUGAACGGAGCUAUAGACAGUCUAAUUGGUUCUUCCAACAAAGAGGACUGGACUCCAGUAGCUCUCAACGUGGCAGAUGCUACUGUCACCAUCAGCAAAGACAAGGAUGAAGAGGAAGUGCUGGUGGAGUGUCGUGUGCGUUUCCUGUCUUUCAUGGGGGUUGGACGUGACGUGCACACGUUUGCCUUCAUCAUGGACGCUGGCGGGCAUCGUUUUGACUGUCACGUGUUCUGGUGCGAGCCUAACGCUGGGAGUGUGUCGGAGGCUGUACAGGCAGCUUGUAUGCUGCGGUACCAGAAGUGUUUGGUCGCUCGACCCCCCUCCCAGAAGGCCUGCGGUUCGUUGCCACCUGGUGACUCAGUGUCCCGUCGGGUCUCGACCAGCGUGAAGAGAGGGGUCCUGUCUCUCAUCGACACCCUCAAACAGAAGAGACCCGUCACCGAGUUGCCACAGUAACCACGGCGAAGCACUACCGACUCCCUGCCACAACCCCCAGUCACCAUGGUAACUAGUCACAUUGCUGCCAAAACCCGUCGCCACCACAGACCCCAGUAACCACUGAAACACAGCAAAGCCCCAGGGUUUGGGAAACCAUGUCACGAUACCUUCGCUUUUCUGGAGCAACUUGGAAUUUCAACUCAAGAGUUUUAUCAACUCUUGAGCAGCAAUUCAAGUCUGUUUCCUCAAAAUAACUAAGAUGAUUAAAGACUCAACCCCCACAUCAAGAAGGAACAACCACGAGAAACUUCUGAAUGACGAUCGUAACGGUGUUGGUGUACAUAGAAGUAACUCUCAUCCCCCUCAGCACAGAGAAGGAGUGCGGAGAAGAGAGCAAAUAUUGAAGUAGGAAGUGCUCCUUCAAGCACAGCACGUGUGAUGAGUGAGCUCAUUGCUGCCCAAACUGCUGAUCUCUCCGUGAUCUUAUUGUAUUUGUGUCUAUGCCUGUGCUGCCAGCAUGACCUUGCACACCUGGCCACAUCCCGCUGUCAAUUCACCUGGUUGUCCUGUUAGUCUGUAGUGGCUUUCCCCCCCUCUGUCCCUCGUUCUCAUUAUCCUCAGUAGCCUGUAACAUACAAGUUAGUGAGUCAAUGGAAGGAAGGAAUCAUGAAAGCCAUCAUGUCUGAUUUUCGUGUCUGAUCAGUAAGCAAUGAACAAAAGAAAGAAGGGAGCUGCUACAGGCUAAAGAGUUUUGGCCAUUACAGUCCACACACUCAUCUGUUCAACUGAUCCUGCAUGAAAUUUUUAUAGAAAGGUGAAUCAUACUAGACGAUAUCAAUACACUGCUGCUGCUUUCAGAGACUGAAGGGGUGAGAAAUCAGAAGCCACAUUGUUUAUCCUGUGUUCUUAUCUCUUUUUUUCUCAUCAACUGUGCAAGAAUCAGCCUGGAGGGGUUUAAACGAGCGGUGACCUUUCACCCGAGAACAUCCUACAUAUGCUUUAUGUUUACAUCUCGUUUUUAUUCCUCUGUUAUCCCUCAGAAAAUGACAGACGAUAGCCAUAGUGGAGGAAGAGACGCAGGGAUGGACAGUGUUAGCCCUCUCUCCUCUGCUCCCCUGCGUUCUGGUAAACAGUACUAGACUGCUGCUCCAAACACGGAGACGUCAGCAUGCUGCUGCUGCUGCUGCUCUUUGAUACACAUGCUGGAGGAAAUUUGACUUUAAAUCCCACCUCAGUAUCAGUCCUCAGAGACCUCUUGUCCACUAAUAAAAGAGGAUUGGCAGCAUAGGAAAGCCUGGAGGGAGAAAAAGAAGACUUGAGGAAUGUGUUUUUAUACCUGGGUAUGGUUGCGAUAAUGUUGUCUGAACUGUGAGGAGGUGAGAAGGAGAGAGCGAUUUUAUCUCCAGCCAACAGAGAGACAUGUUGACUUAAAUCAACAGGACUUUCCUGGGCUGCUUUCUGUCUGUCUCCAGGGUUCUGUUCACUUGAAUGCGCCUUCCAUUUUUUCUUUCAUUGCCUACUUACUUACUGUACACCUACUUUCAUCAGUGCCACAAGAUCACAUGCUUCUUUCUCUGUUUUUUGUGUUUUUUUUCCUCACACAAAUCUCAACUAUUCACUUCUAGCUCCUUAUUAUCACACAUCCAACAAGCUUGGAUGUAUGAUAAUUUCUAGUGAAGUUCUUUAUUGUAACAGGUAGAUGCUGAACAUCUGACCUUUUGCUAAACCGCCUGUCAAGCUUUGGAUCUCUCCACAUGCAGAAACGGUGUGGACAGGGCAGGAGUAAGAGAGACACUCGCUAUCUAACAGUUUGAAUGGUGGAGUCUCUUUCGUGGCUUUUUCCAAAUCCAAAAUCAAAACAGCACAGUUGAAAGGAAUGGAAUAAAGCAUGUGUUUAUAUGCUAUAACGUAAAUGUCAAACAGUAUGCUCGGUUAACUGACUUGAUACAUACAGUAGUAAUUUCCGAAAGGCAAAGAGCAUGUCAUUUGGUAGAGACACUUACCAUUUUCAUGGAGGUAUUUCCAGAAUCCCAAAAGGUUUCUUUAACCAUCUGGAUGAAAAAAAAAUCAUUAGUUCGCUGAAUGAUAAAAGUUGUUUAUGAGUCAAAACAAAGAUGGCAGCCAGCCAACUACCUGGACAGAGAGAGUCUCAAAUCUUUUUUAUCAUUCAGCAGAUGGAAGAUUUUUUUUUUUUUUCGUUGAAGGAGUCUUUGGGGAUUCUGAAAAAACUGUCAGCUCAGUGUGUUGUUGAACCAGCUUCUGUGUUAGUCAUCUUUUAGAGAAACCAGUUGUUAACUCUGUGACCUGGAUGUACAGUAUGCUACAGUAAUAUAGAAAAACAUGCGCUCAGGACUGGAACGUCCAUCCUGUAGGAGCCACAAUGACGGUCUAACAGAGUGCAGAGUAAUGUCCUGCUGUUUGUUUAAUGUGGGAAAUUUAUACUCCACCAGCUUCAGCCAAACUCUUGAACAUGAACCUAAAUCCACACACUGUUGCUUUCCAAGUAUGUUUUUUCUAUAAUCAGCAUCAUCCAAGGAUUAUGUUAGAAUAACAUUAUUAAUAUAUAAUUAUAUAUAAUUACAUCUUCGUUUAUAUAACUGCACUGCUGUUCCUUAAUUGCCAUGUGAGUUACAUUAUCAUCAGCUGGUGAUACUGACUUUUUGCGAAGGGAAAUGCAGCUUUAGUGUCUGUCUUUUAGCACAAUCUUGUGUAUUACCCAUCAAGUGCAUAUUCAGGAGCGCUUUUACUAGGAUCUAGUUUAAAAAUUAGUCAGUUUGAGAAAAAUUGAAUAGCAAUCUUUAACUAACUCAGAGUUGCAGCUUAUGGUAGGUGCAAACAGCUGAUUAAAUCUGCUAGUUUAUCUUUCAGCCGACAAAAUGCACAGUCGAUAGUUAGAAAGGAGAGGCUGCUUUAUUUGUUUCUGUGUGUGAAAGAACCAUUAAUUCAUUACUGCGGAUUUCGAGAGUGAAAUCUUCCAUUGUCGUUGUAACCUGAUAAGUGCUGUGUGAGAAAGGACAGCUGGACAGGCGUAGCAACAGGACUUCGUGAAUGGUCAGAUUGUUACAGCUGAAGCUGUGACCUGCUUGUUCUCUGUUAAUAUUCAACUCAACAUUUAACAUACAGAGGAAGGAACUAGGAGUGUAAUUGAGAUUUUGUUGAGAAAACUCAGCCAUGUCACCUUCUUUUGUCACAAGGAUGUUGAAAUAUGAAUGAGAUGACUAAAAUGUGUUGUGUACAUAAAAUCCAUUUAAUGUAAUAUUUGGCAUUAAUCAUUGUUAUAAGCUAUCUUUUCAUUUUUGAAUGUCUUUAGUUUUUCUAUUAUUUUUCUUGAAAUGAAAUGCCUUUUUUGACAACUCACCAAAUGGCCAAAGUGUAAAAUACUGAUAUACAUUGUUGUAGAUAAGAAAAAUACGAGAGCAAAUAAUGACAACAGGAGAGGUGAUUGGAAAUUUUCACAGUUGUCACUUAAGUUGAUACUGAAUUUAACUGAGCAAUUAUCUAUGCAUUCUUUUGAUCUCGAGAAAUGGAAAGUCAUAAAAAGCCUUGCAUGCCCUUGGACGGUUGAAAGAGCGACUGUAUGUACUGAACAGAAAUAUUUUUUAUUUUAUUUAUUCUAUUUUAUAAAGGUAUAUACUGAUUUUAUUAGUUGGGGCAAGUAAAGUCUCUUGACUCAGUGUCGUUGUCUCAGUCUCUGGUUAACUCACAAUGCUACAACAAGCGCCGCUUUGCAGAAAAAGGCAGAUAAAGGAAUAUAUCUUCACCUUGUACAGUGCCCUGAGAGCUGGAGGUCCACUGCUGGUCUGAACAGGAGGAGUGAAAGGUGAGGAGGAAGACGAUGAUGAUGAUGAUGAUGGUAACAGCAGUGGACUCCCAGCGUCUCUGUCAAGCUCACAUACAUAAACAACAACAACAAAAACACACACACACACACUCCAUUUCCCACAGAUGGAUGUGCUGGCUUCCGUUUGCUGCUCACUGAUUUGUACACUUUAUCAAUGUAACCAAUUGUGAGAAUAAACAGCAUUAUAAAAUACA
Seriola aureovittata is the source of this 7083-nucleotide messenger RNA. RefSeq names its product amyloid beta (A4) precursor protein-binding, family B, member 2b (gene apbb2b). The transcript is spliced from 18 exons. Gene Ontology annotation, molecular function: amyloid-beta binding; transcription factor binding. The record is from RefSeq and is a predicted model, not a curated record. Gene Ontology annotation, cellular component: nucleus; cytoplasm. NCBI's taxonomy places the organism in Eukaryota, Metazoa, Chordata, Actinopteri, Carangiformes, Carangidae. Gene Ontology annotation, biological process: regulation of DNA-templated transcription. The coding region runs from base 289 to 3066 and encodes 925 amino acids.